CUAUAACAUUUCUUGUAUUGAUUAGUGUGAUACAAUCUUUAUUUUAUCUUCUAGGUGAAGCGCUGAAAAUAUUAAAUAAAUUUUACAAGAGGAAAGAAAUACAGAAACUGGGGGCAGAAAAUGGACUAGAUGCUCGCCUUUUUCAUCAAGCAUUUAUUAGCUUUAGGAAAUACAUUAUGGAAUCCAGUUAUCUGAGUCCUGAUAUUCACAUUAUUCUAAAUGAUAUAUGCUGUGGUGCAGGCCAUGUCGAUGACCUAUUUCCAUUUUUCAUGAGACAUGCUAAGCAGAUCUUUCCUAUGUUGGAGUGCAUGGAUGAUCUGCGUAAAAUCAGUGACUUAAGAUUGCCACCCAACUGGUAUCCAGAAGCAAGGGCUAUCCAGAGGAAAAUUGUGUUCCAUGCUGGCCCUACGAACAGUGGAAAAACCUAUCAUGCAAUCCAGAGAUAUUUAGCAGCAAAAUCGGGAAUCUAUUGUGGCCCUUUAAAGCUUCUGGCACAUGAAAUCUUCCAAAAGAGUAAUGAUGCUAAUGUGCCCUGUGACUUGGUGACCGGAGAAGAACGUGUCUCAGUUGAUCCCGAAGGUCGGCCAGCUGCCCAUGUUGCUUGCACCAUUGAAAUGUGCAGUGUCAAUACACCCUAUGAAGUGGCUGUGGUGGAUGAAAUUCAGAUGAUUAAAGAUCCUUCUCGAGGUUGGGCCUGGACGCGAGCUCUCCUGGGACUAUGUGCAGAAGAAAUCCAUGUUUGCGGUGAAGCUGCUGCUAUUAAUUUGGUGACGGAACUCAUGUAUACUACAGGGGAGGAGGUGGAGGUGAGAAACUACAAGAGACUGACCCCUAUCAAGGUGCUGGAUGAAGCACUCCAAUCACUAGAUAAGCUUUGCCCUGGAGACUGCAUUGUCUGUUUCAAUAAGAAUGAUAUUUAUUCAGUGAGUCGGCAGAUUGAAGCACGGGGCCUGGAAUGUGCCGUCAUUUAUGGAAGUCUGCCCCCUGGUACAAAACUUACCCAGGCAAAGAAGUUCAAUGAUCCUGAUGAUCCAUGUAAAAUCAUGGUUGCUACAGAUGCAAUCGGGAUGGGCCUCAAUUUGAGCAUCAAAAGGAUCAUUUUUAACUCCUUGGUCAAGCCCACUGUGAAUGAGAAGGGUGAAAAAGAAAUGGAUACAAUUACAACUUCCCAAGCACUACAAAUUUCAGGCCGAGCUGGAAGGUUUAGCACGGUUUUCAAAGAGGGGGAAGUUACUACUAUGCACCGAGAUGACCUUCCUUUGCUGAAGGAAAUCUUGAGUAAAUCGGUGGAUCCCAUACUGACUGCAGGUUUGCAUCCCACUGCUGAGCAGAUUGAAAUGUUUGCAUAUCACCUUCCUGAUGCCACCCUCUCAAAUCUAAUUGAUAUUUUUGUGAGUCUCUCCCAAGUUGAUGGCCUCUACUUUGUGUGUAAUGUUGAUGACUUCAAAUUUCUUGCUGACAUGAUCCAGCACAUUCCCCUGAACCUGAGAGCUCGGUACGUGUUCUGCACAGCACCCAUCAACAAAAAGCAGCCCUAUGUGUGCACCUCGCUCUUAAAGGUAAAGGACCCACAUCUCCGUCAUGAUCCCUUCAGGCCAUCUUCACUUCCGCUUGACCAUCCUUUUGUGCUUUCUUGCAGCUACCGGUUCAUGGACAUGUUCCCAGAUGCUGCGCUUGUGAGGGACAUUCAGAAGGAGCUGGACGACAUUAUACAAAUAGGAGUGCUUAACAUUACCAGGCUGAUUAGGGCUUCACAGACCACUUCUGGGACUGUUACUGUUCCAGAUGAUUUUCCUCUGCAGAGGACGACCAUUAGUGAAGGGAUGUUAAAUGCAGAAGACCUCCCACAAGCGCCCAGAGCGCCUCUCUCCAGCGGCAUGAAGGCCCAAGGGCAGCGAAGAGCAAGGGGAUCUAAAGCCAUGAACUCUAGGCCUGGAGAAGUUCAGAUGGGUCGAAUCCAGGGCGCUCUGGCUGCUCGACUAAUACAACAAGGACUCCUCACCCCGGAGGUGCUGAAACAGUUGGAGGACGAGUGGCUGGCUCAACACAAUGGGGAUGCCAGUGGUUCUUCUGAAAACACAGGGCCAAGCACAUUUAAAGGGAAAAAGAGAAAAUAAAGUUAUUCCUUUGCUAAAUCAAAA
Anolis sagrei ordinatus is the source of this 2141-nucleotide messenger RNA. Lineage: Eukaryota; Metazoa; Chordata; Lepidosauria; Squamata; Anolidae. The record is from RefSeq and is a predicted model, not a curated record.